AUGGCACUUUCCAACGGCUGCGCGCACCACUUCGUCCUGAUCAAGUCAGAGAGUAGCUUGAUCCAAUGGACAUGUCAGCUAUGCCAGUCAGGGCCCCAUUACUUCAUCUAUGAGUGCCGGUACUGCAAGAUGAGAACGUGCCGUCCCUGCAUCCCAGGGUGUGCUUUGGGGAUUAUUCUGGGGCUGUGGCUGGUUGGUCUGUUGCAAGUAUCGGUAUGGCAUUACGGCCGCUCCUAG
Molecule: messenger RNA, 237 nt
Organism: Neurospora tetrasperma FGSC 2508
Lineage: Eukaryota; Fungi; Ascomycota; Sordariomycetes; Sordariales; Sordariaceae
Exons: 3
Coding region: 1-237 (78 amino acids)
Source: RefSeq, a predicted model, not a curated record